GGGGCUCGUGGAUCUGUGCUGUGCUGCAUGGAUCCAUCCUCCAGCUGCUGCGUGAUCGAUUCUCAUCGCCACACUACUCCCUAAUCUCCGUAAUGUUCAUCGCUUGAGCUGUAAUUCCAUCACGCAUGCACUGGUGGUGGGGUUUCAAUCGCUGCGUCACUGGGAAUCAUGACGAGAACCGGCGUCUAUGUCGAUGAUUACCUUGAAUUUUGCAGUUCACUUCCUGCGGAAUUGCAGAGGCUCCUAUCCACGAUGCGGGAGCUGGAUGAUCGGUCUCAGAAUAUGAUCAUGCAAACACGGGAGCAAGUCAGAGCAUGUUUAGCAAAGAAGAGAGAUGGCCUUGAUGCAGAUUCCUCAUUGGACAUACAAAGGCAGCAGAUUGAAUCUAACCAAACAAAUACUCUGAAGCUUUGCACCGAAAAAGUGCUGCUUGCACAGCAAGCCUAUGAUCUGAUUGAAACUCACAUGAAGCGUCUUGAUGAGGACCUUAGCAGCUUUGCAGAAGACUUGAAGCAAGAAGGAAAAGUUUUGAAUGAUGAGACCUAUAUUUCACCUUUGACGUUCAAGGAUGAGAAAAGAAAGGUGCAGUUUCUCACGCCCAUUGGUAAGCGCCUGGAUUCACGACUGGAUAGGGACAGAGGACUUGAAAGUGCUCGGGAAAGAGAGAGAGAUCGCGAUAGGGAUAGUGAGUUGAUGCCACCGCCUGGUAGUCACAAGAAGAGCCUUCCUGCUCCAACGGAUGUGGAUCAGCCCAUUGAUCCCAACGAACCCACCUACUGCAUUUGUCAUCAGGUGUCAUUUGGAGAUAUGAUUGCGUGUGACAAUGAGAAGUGUGAAGGUGGAGAAUGGUUUCACUACCAAUGCGUAGGAUUGAGUUCAGAGACUCGGUUUAAGGGCAAGUGGUAUUGUCCUACUUGCAGAUCUCUGCAGAAAAGGGGUUUGUUAGAUGCUCCCAGUUAGUGUUGGAAAUAGUUUUGGAAAGCACUUUGUUUCAACUGUGUUUGGGACGGUACUGCAUCCUUGUUUUAGGAGUAGAUAAUGUAUCUGUCUCGAAAUCCGCAGAGGGUUGUGGCCAAGUCUCCCGAGGCUUUGCUUGUGAAUCUCUGUUCUAGAAUAUUUUUCGAACAUGUGGCUCUCGUGCAAAACCCUCGGGGCUUAGCUUGGACGCUUGGAAUCGGCCUCAAGUACCCUAGCCUUUGUGAAUACUAGCCACUUCGAGCAGCUUCGUGCAGGACUUAUCGAUAUGUCGCAGAACAUGCAAGUUAAGUUGUAAUUAUAGUCCCGUAAUCGAAACGAAAGCUGUGACUUCACGGAGUAUUAUGGCA
Molecule: messenger RNA, 1325 nt
Organism: Physcomitrium patens
Lineage: Eukaryota; Viridiplantae; Streptophyta; Bryopsida; Funariales; Funariaceae
Product: PHD finger protein ING2
Cellular component (GO): nucleus
Source: RefSeq, a predicted model, not a curated record